Molecule: messenger RNA, 2295 nt
Organism: Paralichthys olivaceus (Japanese flounder)
Lineage: Eukaryota; Metazoa; Chordata; Actinopteri; Pleuronectiformes; Paralichthyidae
Source: RefSeq, a predicted model, not a curated record
UGAAGCUGGAGUACGACAAGUGCGAACGCAACUGCAAAAUCCUGAAGAAGAACCGCAACAAGUGCCAGUACUGCAGGUUCCACAAGUGCCUGUCUGUGGGAAUGUCCCACAACGCCAUUCGGUUUGGUCGGAUGCCACAGGCGGAGAAGCUGAAACUUAAGGCGGAAAGCAAUAUGGUGGAGAAGGAAGUGGAAAGCCCCAUGCUGGCAGACCACAAGAUUCUGGUCAGGCAGAUCCAUGACGCCUACAUGAAGAACUUCAAUAUGAGCAAGGCGAAGGCAAAGCUCAUACUCACCGGAAAAACCAGCAAACCACCGUUCAUCAUCCACGACAUGGAGACGUUCCAGCUGGCCGAGAGGACGUUAGCGGCCCACAUGGUAAGCGGUGACCACGCUGAGCCCGAGUGCGGCCUUCAGUCUCGGGAUGUGGCUUCGGACGUAGCGUGUGGGGAGCUCCAGCAGAGGGAGGCCGAAGCGAGGCUCUUCUACUGCUGCCAGAGCACGUCAGUGGAGACGGUGACUGAGUUGACGGAGUUCGCGAAGGCCGUGCCGGGUUUCCAGAGCCUUGAUCUGAACGAUCAGGUGACCCUAUUGAAGUACGGCGUUUACGAAGCACUCUUCACCCUCCUGGCCUCCUGCAUGAACAAAGAUGGCCUCCUGGUUGCCCGUGGCGGCGGCUUCAUCACACGUGAGUUCCUCAAAAGCCUCCGCCGCCCUUUUAGCGACAUGAUGGAGCCCAAGUUCCAGUUCGCCACACGCUUCAACUCUCUGGAGCUGGACGACAUUGACCUGGCCCUUUUCGUGGCCGCCAUCAUCUGCUGCGGAGACCGUCCAGGCCUGGUGGAUGUACCUCUGGUGGAGCAGCUGCAGGAAAGCAUUGUCCAGGCGCUGCAGCUCCACCUGCUGGCCAACCACCCUGACAACACCUUCCUCUUCCCCAGACUUCUGCAGAAACUGGCUGACCUGCGGGAGCUGGUCACUGAACACGCUCAGCUGGUGCAGGAAAUCAAGACGACUGAGGACGCUGCACUGCACCCGCUCCUGCAGGAGAUAUACCGGGACAUGUACUGAAGUUAGCACACAGUCAAGAAACAGGGAUGUGUAUUAAAAUGUUGAUUAACUUGGUGUAGAUACAGUGAACCUAAACCAAUAUUAUCAUGCAUAUCAAUGUACUGUAAGUAACUUAUUGUGCAGCUUCCAUGGAUGUGCACUGCUGUGACCGUGUGACUCUAAGAAACAAAACUAGAGAUAAAUUCUUUUCAGGGGGAACAGCGGCUCCUGUAGGAGACCUGAGCGCUGCUGUGAAAGGGGACACAGUGGGGAACGUUCUCUCUGAACUCAGAAACCAUAGAUGUGGUGAGAUAUGUUAAUUUGAACUAAAAGAAACCAUUUGCUGUGUUUGUUUUUACCCAACAGACACGAGUACAGAGGAAAUGCUAAAUGGGCAGGAUAAAAAAAUAUGCACAUGUAGUAAAAAGACUGCCACGGUCAUGCAUGCACUGAUUCUAAAUACUAAAUGUGCCUUUAAACAUUCAGGUGAAUGUUUUACAGCCAGUGUUAGUAGUGCAGAAGCAGCUAAAAUUGUAAAUCGUAAUAUUUGGGAUUAUUAGGGUGAUUUGUUCAUUUAAAGGCCAUAUGUGUCCAUCGUGUUCUUUUAUCAUCAUCUAGUGCCUUAUUGAUAUUAUUGGUAUCAGCCAAAUUUCCCUAAACUAUCUGGAACUUGUACACAAUAGAGUCCUUGAAAAUCAUGGUUUGGAUCUUUUCUCUAACUAUUUAAUAUUGGACCAAGAAAUGUUCUCACAUACUAUGAAAAUCAACCAUCAUUUGAAAUGUAUUGUUUUUUAUGGUUGAUGUAUUUAUUUAAUUCUGCUGCUAAAACCAGCACAACAUGAUAACUCACUUUUAACCUAUUUUUCAGAUCAGCAUUGCCGUGAGCAAAAUAUUCUCAGCCUCUAGGUCACUGUUUUUCCAUAAAGAAAAAAAAACUGUUUUGGCCUGUAUUUCAUAUUUUGACCAUAAACACAAUAGUCUGUUGGGCUGGUUUGGAAUUUAUUUUGUAAAUAUGGCAGGACUGUGGUGACCACAGUCAAAGGGAUGUAUGUACUUAGAGACCUCAAUAAAAGAGCCAGUUGCCUUGUUUUCUGAACUGAAACAUCACCUCCUGAUGCCACACUGAAACAUUAAACUUUGUUUCUUGUCAUAAUGAAUCUGUUAAUAUUUUUUAAUCAUGUACAGUCGAGGGUUGAAUAAGAAUUUUUUUUUGCAGUUCAUUAAAUGAACUAUGUCCUUGUGGUAG